This is a messenger RNA of Xyrauchen texanus (razorback sucker), 3518 nucleotides long. It is a transcript of the gene nr2f6b, whose product is annotated as nuclear receptor subfamily 2, group F, member 6b. The transcript is spliced from 6 exons. Gene Ontology annotation, biological process: negative regulation of transcription by RNA polymerase II; cell differentiation; anatomical structure development. Lineage: Eukaryota; Metazoa; Chordata; Actinopteri; Cypriniformes; Catostomidae. The coding region runs from base 483 to 1691 and encodes 402 amino acids. Gene Ontology annotation, molecular function: nuclear receptor activity; RNA polymerase II cis-regulatory region sequence-specific DNA binding; zinc ion binding. The record is from RefSeq and is a predicted model, not a curated record.
AUCAGAGAGAAAGAGAGAGAGAGCUAGAACGAGAGAGAAGAGAACAGAGCAAGGCUUGUUGGCCAGUCACAGACGCUCUAAGGUCAAAUGUAUCUCCUGACCAUUGUUCAUAUUAAUUACUGAUGAAUGGAGAAAGGUAGGGGAUGUGGAGUCGUGGACAUCUAAAGACCUUCAGGUCCAUUCCUGGGAAUGCUGAAGCCUCGGAGACCAUACGGCUGGACGAAACAGCACUGAUGAAUCAAGAAAGAACUGGUUUGACUUGUUGGCUACUAGGGGGCAUGUGGUGUAGUCUUUCCUGCUGUCACAGUUUCCAGUGCCUGCUAGUUGAGAGGGAGUCUUUAUCCGUUUCUCCAAGCUGUGUAGCACAUGGAGGUGCACGUCUUCUUUUUCCGAAGUCUGGCUUAAACAGAUUCACUCUGGGGCGACUCUGAAUUGUCUUUGCGGGAAGGUUUCACACUCAGCUCCUGCCGGUGUACACAGAGAUGGCCAUGGUGAGCGGGGGAUGGGCCAACCCCAACGGCAGCACUAAUGGACUCAGUGAGAAGGGUUACCUGCGGGGGGAGGAGGACGGUAGCUCGCCCCGGGCAGGGAACAGCGACGUGGAAGGUGGCGAGGAGGAAAAGGCCUGUGUGAUGGACUGUGUGGUAUGUGGGGAUAAAUCUAGCGGGAAACACUAUGGUGUUUUCACCUGCGAGGGGUGUAAGAGUUUCUUUAAAAGGAGCAUCAGGCGUAAUCUCAACUACACCUGCAGAUCAAACCGCGAGUGCCAGAUCGAUCAGCACCAUCGUAACCAGUGUCAGUACUGUCGUCUGAAGAAGUGCUUCCGGGUCGGUAUGAGGAAAGAAGCAGUCCAACGUGGACGUAUCCCUCCCUCCCAUGCAGGCAUCAGUCCUGCCUCAAUGGUUGGAGUGGGUGGGGAGGGUGGAGGAGCUCCAGGCAUGGGUGCUGAUUACUUCAAUGGUCAGCCUGUUUCUGAACUGAUCUCUCAGCUCCUGAGAGCAGAACCCUACCCAAACAGCCGCUACGGGGCCCAGUGUGGCCAGCAGCUUUCCGGGGCCAACAGUUCCAUUAUGGGCAUCGACAACAUCUGUGAGCUGGCAGCCCGGCUGCUAUUUAGUACCAUAGAGUGGGCCCGGAACAUUCCGUACUUCCCUGAUCUGCCUGUGUCAGAGCAGGUGGCCCUUUUGAGGCUCAGCUGGAGUGAACUGUUCAUUCUAAAUGCAGCUCAGUCUGCUCUGCCCCUCCACACUGCCCCUCUGUUAGCAGCUGCUGGCUUUCACUCCUCCCCCAUGGCUGCCGACCGUGUUGUGUCCUUCAUGGAUCAGGUGCGGGUAUUCCAGGACCAGGUGGACAAACUUGCGCGACUACAGGUGGAUUCUGCUGAAUACAGCUGUCUUAAAGCCCUCGCCCUAUUCUCACCGGAUGCGUGUGGUCUGUCAGACCCGGCACACAUUGAAAGCCUGCAGGAGAAAGCUCAGGUGGCCCUCGCCGAGUACGAGUGCAUGCAGUAUCCGGGUCAGCCCCAGCGCUUCGGCCGACUCCUGCUCCGACUACCCGCCCUGAGGGCUGUGCCCGCUAACCUCAUCUCUCAGCUCUUCUUCAUGCGGCUAGUUGGUAAGACGCCCAUCGAGACGCUUAUCCGGGACAUGCAGCUUUCGGGAAGCUCCAUCAGCUGGCCAUACGUCCCUUGACAGUAGAUGAACAAUCAAGAGGACUUGAUCCCAUGUCCCAUCUCAGGACUUUUCCUAUGAUUCCACAAUACCUGUGUGGAAAGAUAAUGGUCUUGUGUUUCUGUACUUAACAUGUAUAUACCGCAAAUCUAAAAGAUGAUGCACGUUCCUAUGCAGUUUAAUUGAGACACCUAGAUACAGGAUACCUCAAGUUUAAAUAAUUAUUGAAGGACUCGUGCAGAGGUUCUAUGGCAUACAUCAAACACGUUUGACAAGAGGAAUGAUAUACUUAAGACUGAUUAAUGUGUCAGCAGGAAGCUAUCGAUAUCUCUGUGUGCAAAUACGAGACACUCAUCCAAAGCUUUUAAGAAGAGCUAUGGUACCUUCUUAUUGAGAGAGCAAAGUGAACUAUUUUAAAAGUAGUGUAGAUGUACAUCAAGAAUCUUUAUAAAGGAAUGUAAUUUUGAGUCCAAGAAGUUGAGGUAUAUACCGUAUACUUGAAAGAUCAGUGGUGGGCUGUAUAUGGCUAUGCUUGGAAUGGAAUACUAGCAUGUUGCUUAUUGUGUACUGCACAGAAGACACUGCAUACUGCCUAUUGUUUUUCAUAGUAUGUGAAACUAUACAAUAUGCAAUGUUUCAGUCAGUACUAGUAUGCUACAUUAUUGUAACAUGACCUACAUACAUGUUUAAUUUUGUCCAGUUAUAAUCUUAGAAAUAAAUACAUUUAUUUUACAGUUAUAUUGUGGAUGCUAUUCUGGUUAAAUACUCACACUGGAUAUGGAAGGUCAGGUCAAGUGCAUUGUGUUGUGUAGAUAUAAACAUAGAAGGUAAUCCAGUUAAAAUUGGCAAAACUAUGCACAGUAUACAUUAUAUAUAUAUAUAUAUAUAUUGCAGAUAUAGUACAAGUGAUAUGGUAGCAUACUGUUUUGAACAAAAGAAGCCCUUGUUUUUGAUUGUCUUCUUUAAACAGUUCUAUUCACUUUUUUAAUGGGGCAAACAAGUGGUAGAACAUUUCCAAAGAGUAAAAUAUUUUUGCAUAUUAAAAAUAAAAAUGAAUGAUAUAUAAAAAAGCUUUUGUGUAAGACUGGAUAAAGAGGAUUUGGAUUGUAAUAUUAAUUCACAAAUAACUGGUCAGUUCUGUUACCAUACAUUGAUGGCAUUUGUAAUGCCAAAAUUGCCUGAGUAAGAACUUUUUAAGUGCCUUUUUUAUUUCACUCAGAAACAGGCAAAUGCCUGCAGAAAGUAAACCACACAAAAUAAUCAUAUAAAUUCUCACAUUUUUUAACCAUUAAAGGAUUAGUUCACCCAAAGCUGAAAAUUCUCACAUAAUUUACUCACCCUCAUGCCAUCCCACAUGUGUAUGACUUUCUUUCUUCUGCAGACCACAAAAUAAGAUUUUAGAAGAAUAUCUCAGCUCUGUAGAUCCAUCCAUCGAUGACAGCAGUCUCUAGAGACUUCAAUGGCAAGAUGUACAGUGAAAAAGGACUUAUAUUUUAGUCUGUGCUCACCCAAAACCAACUGAAUUGCUUCAGAAGACAAUGAUUAAACCACUGGAGUCUUAUACUGACUUUAUUUCCUUUUUUGGAGCUUCAAAGGCCUGAUCACUAUUCACCAUUCAUAGAAGGACCUACAGAGCUGAGAUAUUCUUCUGGAAAAUUACGUUUGUAUUAAGUAAAAGGAAGAAAGUCAUACACGUCUUAAAUCUGGCAUAAGGGUGAGUAAAUAAUGAGAGAAUUAUUAAUUUUUGGGUGAACAAUCCCUUUAAAAUUUCUUUAAUGCAUUUAAGCAACAUUAUGCCAACACUGUAAACUAAUCCUACUCAAACAUGUGACAUCAAAUAAAAAAGAA